AUUUAAACUCGAGCUUGAUUCUUUCCAGGGCAUAUUUUAACGCAGACAGGGCAGUAGUUGAUAUUAGGAGUCGAAGUAACGUACUAGUAGAAUAUUGUGUUUUUGUUAUAUCAGGCGCAGGAGUUACCCUCAAAUAUAAAAAUGGCUGAACCACUGAAGGCCUUCUUUCCAAACAAGGCAGUGGGAAAUACAGCAAAAGAUCCAAAACGGCUGUCGGUUGAGAGAAUCUAUCAGAAGAAGACUCAGUUGGAGCACAUUUUGCUCCGACCGGACUCCUACAUAGGCUCUGUGGAGCCUGUCACCCAGCAAAUGUGGGUGUAUGAUGAGGAGACCGGACUGAACUGCCGUGAUGUAACGUUUGUACCUGGGCUUUACAAGAUUUUUGAUGAAAUCCUUGUAAAUGCAGCCGACAAUAAACAGAGGGACAAAAGCAUGUCUUGCAUCAAGGUCAACAUUGAUGUUGAAAACAACACCAUCAGUGUGUGGAAUAAUGGGAAAGGCAUCCCUGUGGUUCAGCACAAGGUGGAGAAGGUCUAUGUGCCUGCUCUCAUCUUUGGCCAGCUCCUCACCUCCAGUAACUAUGACGACGAUGAGAAGAAAGUCACUGGUGGACGUAAUGGAUAUGGAGCUAAGCUUUGUAACAUCUUCAGUACAAAGUUCACUGUAGAGACAUCCUGUAAAGAAUCAAAGAAGUGCUUUAAGCAGACUUGGUAUGACAACAUGGGCAGAACAGGGGAUGCUACCAUCAAACCCUUUGAAGGAGAGGAAUACACUUGCAUCACCUUCAGGCCAGAUCUGCCCAAGUUCAAAAUGAGCAUCUUGGACAAGGACACGGUGGCACUUAUGACCAGGAGGGCCUAUGACAUUGCUGGCUCCACCAAGGGUCUCCGUGUGUUCUUUAAUGGCAAGAAGCUGCCAGUUACAGGCUUCCGUAGCUAUGUGGACAUGUUUGUGAAGGAUAAGGUGGAUGAGAUUGGUCAGCCGCUCACUGUUGUUCAUGAAGCUGUUAAUGAGCGUUGGGAGGUCUGCCUCACCAUGAGUGAGAAAGGGUUCCAGCAAGUCAGCUUUGUCAACAGUAUUGCCACGACCAAGGGAGGCAGACACAUUGACUAUGUAGCUGACCAGGUGGUUGGAAAAAUCAUUGAAGUCGUAAAGAAGAAGAACAAAGCUGGGGUGGCUGUCAAGCCUUUCCAGGUCAAGAACCAUAUGUGGCUGUUUGUCAACUGCUUGAUUGAGAACCCGACCUUUGACUCGCAGACAAAAGAGAACAUGACACUUCAGCAAAAAAGCUUUGGGUCCACAUGUCCUCUUGGUGACAAGUUCAUCAAACAGGCCACAAAUUGUGGGAUUGUGGAAAGUAUCAUGAACUGGGUGAAGUUUAAGGCUCAGUCUCAGCUCAACAAGAAAUGUUCAGCUGUUAAACAUUCAAAAAUCAAAGGGGUGCCAAAACUGGACGAUGCCAAUGAUGCAGGAGGAAAGAACUCCAUCGGCUGCACGCUGAUCCUUACGGAGGGAGACUCAGCCAAAACGCUGGCUGUGUCUGGGCUGGGAGUGAUCGGCAGGGAUCGUUAUGGCGUCUUCCCUCUUAGAGGAAAAAUGCUUAAUGUCCGGGAAGCCUCGCACAAACAGAUUAUGGAGAAUGCUGAAAUAAACAACAUCAUUAAGAUCCUCGGUCUUCAGUACAAGAAGAACUACAGUGACCCGGAUUCCCUGAAGAGUCUGCGUUAUGGGAAGAUCAUGAUCAUGACAGAUCAGGAUCAAGACGGCUCCCACAUUAAGGGCUUGUUGAUCAACUUCAUCCAUCAUAACUGGCCAUCACUUUUGCGCCAUAACUUCCUUGAGGAGUUCAUCACGCCUAUUAUAAAGGCAUCUUUUAAGAAAUCCCAGAUGUCUUUCUACAGCAUCCCUGAAUUUGAGGCAUGGAAGGAGAGCCAGCCCAAUCACAAAUCUUGGAAAAUAAAAUACUACAAAGGUUUGGGCACUAGCACAUCGCAGGAAGCCAAGGAGUACUUCUCUGAUAUGCAGAGACACCGUAUUCCAUUCAAAUACUGUGGACCUGAAGACGAUGAAGCUAUUACCCUUGCCUUUAGCAAGAAAAAAGUGGAGGAGCGUAAAGAAUGGCUCACCAACUUUAUGAUGAACAGGCGCCAGCGCCGGGAGCAUAACCUGCCUGAGGAGUACCUGUAUGGUCAGUCCACAACGUCUCUGUCCUACAAUGACUUUGUCAACAAGGAGCUGGUGCUUUUUUCCAACUCUGACAAUGAGAGGUCAAUUCCCUGCCUGGUGGAUGGUCUGAAGCCCGGCCAGCGGAAAGUGUUGUUCUGCUGCUUCAAGAGGAAUGACAAACGUGAAGUGAAGGUGGCCCAGUUGGCCGGUUCAGUGGCUGAGAUGUCGGCCUAUCACCACGGAGAGGUCUCUCUGAUGAUGACCAUUAUUGGUUUGGCCCAGAACUUUGUGGGUAGCAACAACCUGAACCUGUUGCAGCCUCUGGGUCAGUUUGGAACCAGGUUGCAUGGUGGCAAGGACUCAGCCAGCCCUCGAUAUAUCUUCACCAUGCUCAGCUCUCUGGCCCGUCUUGUUUUCCCAGCUGUGGAUGACAACCUGCUCAAGUACAACUAUGACGAUAACCAGCGAGUAGAGCCCGAGUGGUACAUUCCCAUCAUCCCUACUGUUCUGAUUAACGGCAGUGAGGGUAUCGGUACAGGGUGGGCCAGCAGGAUCCCCAACUACGACAUCCGGGAAAUAAUCAGCAACAUCCACCGGAUGCUCAACGGCGACGAGCCUCUGCCCAUGCUUCCAAAUUACAAAGGCUUCAGGGGCACAAUUGAACAGGUGAUGGACAACCAGUACAUGAACAGUGGAGAGGUGGCCAUCAUUGAUUCCACCACUAUUGAGAUCUCUGAGCUGCCUGUUAAAACCUGGACACAGACCUACAAGGAGAACAUACUGGAGCCAAUGUUGAAUGGAACAGAGAAGGUUCCUCCACUGAUUACAGAUUACAAGGAAUACCACACUGACACCACUGUUCGCUUUGUUGUGAAGAUGACUACAGAGAAGCUCGCAGAGGCCGAAGCUGCUGGCCUCCAUAAAGUCUUCAAACUGCAGAGCCCCCUCACCUGCAAUUCUAUGGUUCUUUUUGACCAUGUGGGCAGCCUGAAGAAGUACGAGUCCGUGCAGGAUGUUCUCAAGGACUUUUUCGAGUUGAGAAUGAACUACUAUGUGCUGAGAAAGGUUUGGCUGACUGGCAUGUUGGAGGCAGAGAGCGCCAAGCUCACCAACCAAGCCCGAUUCAUCCUGGAGAAAAUCCAGGGCACCCUGGUCAUCGAGAACAAGCCAAAGAAGGAAUUGAUUCUCAUGCUGCAGAGGAUGGGCUACGACUCAGACCCAGUCAAAGCUUGGAAACAGGCGCAGGAGAAGAAUGAGGAGGAGAUGGAGGAUGAAAACGAGGAUGAGGAGAAGGAGGACACCAGUGGGCCAGACUACAACUACCUGCUCAGCAUGCCCAUGUGGUUCCUGACCAAGGAGAAAAAGGAGGAGCUGUGCAAACAGAGGGAUGCAAAGUUGGCAGAACUGAACACUCUGAAGAAAAAGACUCCAUCGGACUUGUGGAAAGAAGACCUGGCUGCCUUUACAGAGGAGCUGGAUCGCGUUGAGGCCAAAGAAAAGGAGAAUGCCACUGCGCCUUGUGUGAAGGGCACUAAGAAGACCAAAGCGCUGAAGGUGAAGCAGGAGACUCUGCCCACGCCACAGGGCCGCCGCGUUGUCCCACGCAUCACCAGCACCAUGAAAGCUGAAGCCAACAGGAAGGCUGAUAUUAAGAAAGAAGGCAAGAGGGGCAAGAAAGCAAAGAGUGAAAAUCUAGUGAUGAAGAUGGAGUUUGGCGAAGACUCUGAGAACAGAGAGCCAAGUGAGGAUGUUGGUUUGGCAGCACGUCUCACCAAGAAAAGUAGAAUCCAGACUAAGGAAAAAGCGUCCAAAACAGGCAAGCAAACCACUCUCCAGUUCAAACCCGUUUCCAAGAAGGCUCAGACGAACCCAUGGUCCGACGAUGAGCCUGAAAACCUGUCGGAGGGUGAGAUGGAAACGGACGAGGUGGUUGCCCCUAGGGAGCGCGUCGAACGCAAAACCAAAACUGCUGUAAAGUACAACUUGUCUGACAGCGAGGAUGAAUGUGAUGACUGGGUGAAGAGCAAUGCACCAAAACGGAAAGCCGUCGUCAGCGACGAUGAUGUCAGCUUCGCCCUGGAGGCCAGUAGCGUGGCUGACAGUGAGGUGGACUCUCCAGCUCCACCUCCCAAAGCUCCACAACCUGCCAAGAAAGUGGCAAAGAGCAACGCAGCCAAAAAACCUGGCACAAGCUCCAGCUCUCAGUCAGAGGAUCAGGCGCCAGCAUCCAAGCCUCCAGCCCAAACUAAGGCCAAAGAGCGUGCUCCCAAGAAAGCUGCUGCUCCCAAGAAGCCAGCUGCACCCAAGAAGAAGGUGGCAGAUGUGAAGCAGCCGUCUAUCGUGGAUGCUCUGUCCAAGCCCAAACCUUCCAGCAAGCCGGCCAAGAAGCUCCCGUCCUUCAAUUCCAGCGACUCUGAGUGUGACGCUGCGCCCGUGGCCAAAAAGGCCAAAUCGGUGGCUAAACGCAAACCGGUGACCAGCGACGACUCCGACAGCAGCUCCGACAACCUGAUGUCCCGCCUGAAGGCCAAGACGGCCGCCGGCAGCAAGAAAAUGAAGAAGUGGGAAGAAGAUGACAGCUUCGAGGUUCCACAGCAGCAAACAGGAAGCGCUGUAGCGGUGGCAGCGCGGGCCAAACCGUCACGUGCCCGUAACCCGGUCACCUACAAACUGGACUCUGACUCCGAAGAAGACUUUUAGACUUUUUCCUUUUUAAACCUGUUUCUCAUAGUUUUAGAUUAGAUUAGAUAGUCACUACACUGCUUGUGUGGUGUUUUUGUUCUUGUUCAAAUUGAAAAUUUAAAAAAGCCCUGAUAUUUAUGUAUUCAUGCCCUGUUCUAGCUUUGAUGCCUUCAUAGCUUGUCUUUUGUCAUGUUUCUUGUAAAUAUUUUCAUGGUGUUUCAUUUUAAAUAUAAGUAAAUAAAACUAACAUGUUUAAACACUG
Betta splendens (Siamese fighting fish) is the source of this 5110-nucleotide messenger RNA. It is a transcript of the gene top2a, whose product is annotated as DNA topoisomerase II alpha. Bases 142 to 4866 code for a protein of 1574 amino acids. Gene Ontology annotation, cellular component: nucleus. The transcript is spliced from 35 exons. Gene Ontology annotation, molecular function: DNA topoisomerase type II (double strand cut, ATP-hydrolyzing) activity; DNA binding; ATP binding. The record is from RefSeq and is a predicted model, not a curated record. Gene Ontology annotation, biological process: DNA topological change; sister chromatid segregation; resolution of meiotic recombination intermediates. Lineage: Eukaryota; Metazoa; Chordata; Actinopteri; Anabantiformes; Osphronemidae.